This is a messenger RNA of Suillus paluster, 756 nucleotides long. Its product is annotated as thiamine pyrophosphokinase. The coding region runs from base 1 to 756 and encodes 251 amino acids. Gene Ontology annotation, biological process: thiamine diphosphate biosynthetic process; thiamine metabolic process. The transcript has 5 exons. Gene Ontology annotation, molecular function: thiamine binding; ATP binding; thiamine diphosphokinase activity. NCBI's taxonomy places the organism in Eukaryota, Fungi, Basidiomycota, Agaricomycetes, Boletales, Suillaceae. The record is from RefSeq and is a predicted model, not a curated record.
AUGAUUGUAGAAUGGUCUAUCCCAUUCCUGGACCCGCGAGCUGUCAAAGACUUUAAUGUCUCCCGCGCUCUUAUCAUUCUGAACCAACCGUUUAAUACCAGAUUAUUGAAGACACUCUGGGCCGCCUGCGAAUGGCGUUCUUGUGCUGAUGGAGGAGCCAAUCGUUUACAUGACGCCUUGAGCGCAGCUGGUGGUUUUGAUCUUCGAAGUUCAUUUCUCCCUGAUAUGGUGAAGGGAGAUCUCGACUCCUUGCGAGAGGAUGUGAAAUUGUAUUACAUAUCUCAGAAUGUACCAGUAAUCUACGAUUCCGACCAAGAUUCUACGGAUCUAAUGAAAUGUGUGCAAGCGCUGGAAGAGAAAGAGCGUUUAACUGGGCAAGAGUUUGAGAUCGUCAUCCUAGGAGGUCUCUCCGGAAGAUUGGAUCAGACUGUGCAUACGCUAUCGUAUCUUCACAAACUACGCAAGACCCGCAAACGUGUCUACACAGUGACCGACGAUAAUGUAGGAUGGGUCCUGGAUGAAGGCGAACAUCUCAUUCACAUCAAUCAUGACGUGUUGGGACAAACGUGCGGGCUCCUCCCUGUCGGUAUUGACUCAACCAUCUUGACAACAACUGGACUGCGGUGGAACCUGGAUAACACAGAGUCAUCUUUUGACGGACUUGUGUCCACGUCAAAUCAUCUCGUACCAGGACAGGACGUGAUGAUCAAGACCUCGAAACCAAUCUGGUGGUGCGCAGAGUUAAGGGACCACUAG